AUGGAUCGCCUCCCUCAGGAAAUCUACAACGAAAUCGGAACUUGCUUUGCGGACGAGGAAGAGAACCCGAGAUAUGUGCUCUCGUCCCCUCUAACCGUCGAGCGGCCGGCCCUCGCCACCAUCUCACGUCCGUGGCAGCAGGCAAUCGAGAAGCAGACGUUUCGGAAGCUUCGUCUGAGGAGCACCGACUUGGACCGGUUUGAAAAGACCGUCACGGGCAGCCGCCGACGCUUCCUCAGCGGCAUCCGGUUCGUCAUCGUCCUCCCCGGAUAUCCCGCCGAGGCUCGCGGCCGGUUUGAACGAGAGGCGGACCGGCAAGCCAACAAUAAGGCCUUUACCGACGCUGUGAACGGCCUAUUUCGCAUCCUCAGGUCCUGGGACGAAGGCAGAGACGCCCUGGAGACCGGGUACUCUAUCCAGCUCGAUAUCGAGGCUGUUUACUCCCCCACAGAUGACUUUCACAACGGCAGCCGCGGUGCUCCCCGUCGCAUCGAGCGACUGGAUGUGGCCGAGCUGGAAAACGAAGAGGAAGUCCGUCGUCGUGACUUGCAGGACCGUCGUUUCAAGUAUUCUUACAUCCAGCUGCUUCACCCGGUCGAGCUGCCCGUGGUGCGAGCCAUCGCCGGGUUCAAUACGACCGUCAUGAAAAGGACGCUCGCCCAUCGAACGGCGGUGGAUAUCGCGGCCAAGCUGCCAAAUUUGCGCAGCGGGAAUUGGUUCAUGGACGAUACCGAGCAGCGUUAUCCGGCUAUGCGCCGCUCCUGUCGGCAUCAGUUAGCCGAGGUUGUCCGAGACGUGUUGCCGGUUGCGGCAUCGCUGCAGACGCUCCACGUCUGCAUGAGCCAGGACUUGCUCUGGAAUCACGCUUGGAUUCCAGCUGAUUUGACUACUGUAGGCAAAGAGGCCUCUGAUCCUCUUGGCCACGCAAUUCGCGAGGCCACAGCUGACCUCGGAAGCCUCAAAAGCCUCACAGUAACAGGAUGUCUUGACGAGUCGCUCCUCUGGCCGAGUCCUAGUUCGGGGCCUUGUCUCAUUGAGCCGUUCUGGCAGAGGUUGCAGCGCCUCGAUGUCCAGUUCAACAUGACGACGCCGUCGGGAGGUUGGUACUUUCGCGCGCGCAGGCCGGGCGAUAACAUCGACCCGCCGCUUGCUGCGCGCUCGACUAUCCUGAUGCCCCCGGGAUACGGAUACAGCGAGGAAGAAGACAUUGCAGCAGCGCUGCGAUAUUCUGACUCUGAGAACCAGAGACUGUCAGGCGCCUCCAUGUGUUUGUUUCGAUGGGUGCCAGACGAGGAGUCGCUGGUGCCCCUGAUCGAAGCCUUCGGGCGAGUCUGCUCCCAGAUGCCGUCCCUGAAAGUUGCCUCCCUCAUGACCAUGAUUCACAUCUCGCUGGAGGUUGGGGCAAACCGGCAGGUUCCGACUCGUUCGCCUUGGGGGGUCUCGUAUGCUGCUCCGGGUGAGGUAUUCCCACAGCAGUUCCAGCUUGACCCUGCGUACCGUGAGGACGGAGGGCAGCGGAGGUUGCUCUGGGACGUGAAAGAUUGGCAGCCGCCGGGUCAUCUUAGGAGCGUCAUGGCCGCGAUUGGACGAGAGCGGUAUGGGGAUGAGCUUGCCGAGAAGAACGUCGACUUCUGGGCUGCGGUCAUGAAACCCCGCGAGCUUUCCCGGUUCAGAUGCUCCUACUGGUAA
Messenger RNA from Ilyonectria robusta, 1689 nucleotides. RefSeq lists its product as uncharacterized. The transcript has a single exon. The record is from RefSeq and is a predicted model, not a curated record. NCBI's taxonomy places the organism in Eukaryota, Fungi, Ascomycota, Sordariomycetes, Hypocreales, Nectriaceae. The coding region runs from base 1 to 1689 and encodes 562 amino acids.